AUGGCUGAUGUCCUCGUUUCUAUUGUGCUGGAACGCUUAACUUCGGUUGUUGAACAGCAGAUUCAUGAACAAGUUUCUCUGGUUCUGGGUGUUGAAUCAGAAAUCCCAAGCCUCAAAAAGACACUCCGCUCUGUCCGAGAUGUUCUUGAAGAUGCCGAGAAGAGACAAGUGAAGGAAAAAUCUGUCCGAGGUUGGUUGGAGAAUCUCAAAGACAUGGCCUACGAAAUGGAGGACGUGCUGGAUGAGUGGAGCAUUGCUAUUCUUCAAUUCCAGAUGGAGGGAGUUGAAAAUGCUUCCACGUCUAAGAAGAAGGUAAGCUUCUGUAUGCCCUCCCCUUGCAUCUGUUUCAAGCAAGUUGCUUCUCGUCGUGACAUUGCUCUUAAGAUUAAGGGCAUUAAACAACAACUAGAUGAUAUUGAAAGGGAGAGAAUUAGAUUUAAUUUUGUCUCUAGGGGGAGUGAGGAGCGACCAGAGCGAUUUAUAACUACCUCUGCAAUUGAUAUUUCAGAGGUGUGCAGUCGGGAUAUGGAUAAAAAAAUCAUAUUAGACCAUUUGUUGGGUAAGAAGCGUCAAGAGAAACCUGGCCUCUACAUCGUCUCCAUAGUUGGGACGGGAGGCAUGGGCAAAACAACUCUUGCUCAAUUAGCCUACAGCCAUUCAGAGGUGGAGUUCCAUUUUGAUGAGAGAAUAUGGAUUUGUGUUUCUGAUCCAUUUGACCCAAUCAGAGUUUUUAGGGCUAUUGUUGAAGCCCUCCAAGAAAAGCCUUGUGAUCUCCAUGAGUUGGACGCUUUACAAAAAGAAAUUAAAACACGUAUUGCCGAAAAGAAAUUCCUUCUUGUGCUAGAUGAUGUGUGGACUGAAGACAAUCGAUCGUGGGAACAACUGAAGAACACCCUCCUCUGCGGAGCAGAAGGUAGUAGAAUUCUGGCGACCACACGCAAAGAGAGUGUUGUUAAGAUGAUGAGAACUACGUACAAGCAUCCCUUGGGGGAGCUGUCUUUGGAGCAAUCUCGGGCAUUAUUCCAUCAAAUAGCUUUCUAUGAAAGGAGUACUUGGGAGAAAGAGGAAGAAUUAAAAGAAAUUGGUGAGAAAAUAGCAGACAAAUGCAAGGGCUUGCCCCUCGCUAUAAAAACUUUAGGGAACCUCUUGCGUAUAAAAAAUAGCGAGGAAGAAUGGAAGAACGUAUUGAAUAGUGAAGUCUGGCAGCUAGAUGAGUUUGAGAGAGAUAUUUCCCCUGCUUUGUUGUUGAGUUAUUAUGAUCUGCCCCCUGCAAUUCAACGCUGCUUCUCAUUUUGUGCUGUUUUUCCAAAAGACUCGGUUAUUGAGAGAGAUGAGCUGAUCAAGUUGUGGAUGGCACAAAGCUAUCUCAAAUCUGAUGGGAGAAAAGAGAUGGAGAUGGUUGGGAGAACGUACUUUGAAUAUUUAGCUGCUCGGUCUUUCUUCCAAGAUUUUGAAAAAGAUAAUUAUGGUAAUAUAAUACGUUGUAAGAUGCAUGAUAUAGUGCAUGAUUUUGCUCAAUUUUUGACUCACAAUGAAUGCUUUAUUGUGGAGGUUGACAACCAAAAAAAGGGGAGUAUGGACUUAUUCUUCCAAAAGAUUCGUUAUGCCACCUUAGUUGUCCGAGAAAGUACCCCUAAUUUCGCCUCCACUUGUAACAUGAAGAAUCUUCACACCCUCUUGGCUAAGGAAGAAUUCAAUAUUUCAAGUGUUCUUGAAGCCUUACGUAAUUUGUUAAGGCAUUUGACAUGUCUUAGGGCAUUGGAUUUGAGCAGGAAUCGGUUGAUUGAGGAACUUCCUAAGGAGAAACUACCACAGGCAAUGGGUAAACUAAUUAAUUUGAGGCAUCUUGAAAAUUAUGGUGCUGACAGUCUAAAGGGCUUGCCAAAAGGAAUUGGAAGAUUAAGCUCUCUUCAGACACUGGAUGUUUUCAUCGUGAGUAGUCAUGGCCAUGAUGAAUGCCAAAUAGGAGACCUGAGAAACUUGAACAACCUAAGAGGAAAUCUUUUGAUUCAAGGGUUGGAUGAAGUGAAAGAUGCAGGGGAGGCAGAAAAAGCAGAAUUGAAGAAUAGGAGAGUGGCCCAAUUGGAUGAUGGGUUCAUCAUUAGCUCAACUGAAAAUACUUCUCCUCGACUCUUGCAUAAGAUGUCCAUGUUUGCCUCCUUUGGGGCAACUGCCUGUCCUCGAGGAACUGGGGAUAUGGAAUAUGGAUGGUGUGAAAUACAUAGGUAG
Vitis vinifera (wine grape) is the source of this 2229-nucleotide messenger RNA. RefSeq names its product putative disease resistance protein RGA3. NCBI's taxonomy places the organism in Eukaryota, Viridiplantae, Streptophyta, Magnoliopsida, Vitales, Vitaceae. Bases 1 to 2229 code for a protein of 742 amino acids. Gene Ontology annotation, biological process: defense response to other organism. The transcript has 3 exons. Gene Ontology annotation, molecular function: ADP binding. The record is from RefSeq and is a predicted model, not a curated record.